UGUAUAGCGGCACUUGAUCCCGAAACUCUCGACACACUGGCAACUUGGGCUCCCGAAAACCAGACACUGUUUACUCCCUAUGCUACAGCAGCCAAUCGCACCAUUGUACUUCCUACACUACAAGGGCACAUCUUUGAAGUCGAGCGUGUCGACGGUGUCAAAGGGACGACCCUUCGCCAGCUUCGGGACAUUGAUCUCACCGGUGCCCUGCCAGAAGGGCACUCUCCAAGCAGCAGCUACUAUGAUGAAGAUGGUAACAUCUGGUUCUCUGCCGUGCGCCUAGCUUCGACGGGUUUGAUUGAAGAUUCCUCCAUACUUGGUUAUGUCACACCAAAUGGAACAAUCCAAACAACAAGGAUCGAUAACCAGAGGAUCGAGAACUCCAUGGCUGUCAACGGCAAAACAAUCUACAUCAACAGCGGGCCGCUCGCGUCGAAUGUUGCUAAUGAUACCGGUAACAUGAUUGCAUUCCAAGCAAGCGCGAUCGGAGACAUCGAACCAAUCUGGCUUGAGACAUACUCGGCAGGCAGUGCGUCGAAGCCCGGUGGUUUUGCACGAGGCUCCGGAUCCACGCCAGCAUUGAUUGGAGACAAGUUCGUCGCCAUGACAGACAAUGCUGAUGUACAAGUCAAUUUGGUGGUUUAUAGACAGGUCGAGGACUAUCAGAACAACCUUCCAGAAGGAGGAUCGAGCUUUGUCUGCCAAGUCCCGCUGUUUCAGCCAAACGCCAGUGCCAAUGAAAAUGCUAUGGUUGGGUAUUUUGACGGUUCUACUUAUAGUGUCGUCAUCAAUAACAACUAUGGCGCCCCUGAAAUGCAAAACCUCGGAGACGUGGACGACAUCAAUGGCGAUUUCAACAAUCUUGCCUCUUUGGCCCCUGGAAUAACCCGUGUCGACAUCUCUGAGGACGGGGACUGCAAGGUGCGCUGGACUCUGCAGGUUCGGUCGACAAGCGUCCUUAGUCUCUCAACCGCAAAUGGCCUUGUGUACUCUUACACACAGGACGAAGAGCUCGCUGAGGACGGUGAGUACGUCUGGUACUUCACGGCGAUUGAUUUCAAAACUGGUGAACUGGCCUGGCGUAUACGUUCAGGAGCGGGCGGAAAUUACAACAACAAUGUCGCGCCUACACAGAUGUCCCCGAAUGGGGGGCUCUACCAAGUCGUUCUUGGAGGCGUUACGUGGUUGAGGGAUGAUAUUUGA
Molecule: messenger RNA, 1203 nt
Organism: Ilyonectria robusta
Lineage: Eukaryota; Fungi; Ascomycota; Sordariomycetes; Hypocreales; Nectriaceae
Exons: 1
Source: RefSeq, a predicted model, not a curated record